This is a messenger RNA of Trachymyrmex cornetzi, 581 nucleotides long. It is a transcript of the gene ND-B17.2, whose product is annotated as NADH dehydrogenase (ubiquinone) B17.2 subunit. The transcript has 3 exons. The record is from RefSeq and is a predicted model, not a curated record. Gene Ontology annotation, cellular component: membrane; respiratory chain complex I. Lineage: Eukaryota; Metazoa; Arthropoda; Insecta; Hymenoptera; Formicidae. The coding region runs from base 32 to 460 and encodes 142 amino acids. Gene Ontology annotation, biological process: response to oxidative stress.
CCAACUUCACGCUUUACUCACAGAAGUAAAUAUGGCAAAUUUGAUAAAGUUAGUAGGGUUGGAUAAAUUAGUGACAUUAUUUCGUACAGUACGCGACCAUGGUGGUAUUAUCGGUUCCUUCAAAACGUAUUUCAGAGUGGAUGAAUUGAAGAGUGGUACUUUGAUCGGAGAAGACAAGUAUGGCAAUCGAUACUAUGAGAAUAAUAUGCACUUUAUAGGUCGUAACAGAUGGGUGAUAUAUGCAGAUAGAGUUGGACUGAAUUAUGAUGGUUCACAAGUCCCACCUGAAUGGUUUGGUUGGUUGCAUUACAAGACAGAUUUGCCACCACACAAAGAUCCAUCUCGACCAAAGUAUAAAUGGAUGAUGGAUCAUCAACAAAAUAUGAGUGGCACAAAUCAAGCUUAUGUACCUUAUAGCACCACAAGACCAAAGAUUGAACCUUGGCAGCCACCACAGUGAUCUUUGUUGGAACAGCAGUGAGACAUAAAGAGUAAAGUAGCUAGUUCAUAAUUAUAGUUACAUAAAAUAUUCGAUGUAAAUAAAAUUACUAUCAAGAGAUAAAAAGAUUGUAGAUAUUUAA